GCUCUUCUGUUCUUGGUCUCGAGAGCAUCAUGGCUGUACGAGCAUGGCACGCUUCUCAUGUCACCAGAAAACCCGGCCAGAAAGGCACAAGUAUUUGCGGGGAACGCGCACCGGGGAUUACAGCUGACACCAACCUCCGUCCAAGCAGAGAAACCAUCACGAGAUCCAGGGCUCCAAGGCAUCGGCAUCGAGCAGCCAACCUGCUCCCACUCGCACCCCAUUGUCAACGGGGCGCCGCCCUGCAAAUGCCAAUCACCUUUUACCUUGGUCCAUGGCCGUCAUCUCAUAUAACAAAGCUGCCAGCCUCCCAAUCAUUCUGCUUCUGCUGCAGCUGCUAGGCUGCUGCGAAUGAUACACUGAUCGCAAAGUUGGAGGAGCCCACAGCCUAGAGCAGUAGCAUCAUCAACUGCUCCUCUAUGGAAAAAAAGAAUGGAAUGCGUGGUUGUCUUGUCGUCAGAUGAGCUCCCUGAACCUGAAGACAACGCCACAGCGGGAGUUGUGCGCCUGCUACCGGAAUCGUCGGAUGGUUUGGCCACUUGUCCUCGGCAGUUGCCGGAGGGAAAGGCUAGCUUGAUCAAAGCGUCUGCCUCUGUUUCUGGUGAGGAUAAGCACCAGCUCUCGUUCAGUGAGCAUGAGGAGUUCAGGUGAAACCAAACUGGACUGCGUGCAUUGACACUAAUCGUCCAGGGCCAUUGACACCGAUGGCCUUCUAAAUAAAGCAAGCUCAAUUCCCUCUCUGCCCGGCUUGGCCACCUCCUCUCCUCUCCUCUCCUCUCCAAACCACCACCAUUCGAUUCCUCGCCGUCGGGAUGGCGGCAUUCUGCCGCCGCCGUCGUCACACGCCGCCGCGGAGCUAGCCAUCGAGGAAGACGAGGGGCACGCCAAUGGCCAUGGCGUCCUUGUCGCCGCUCGUGCACGCCGUCGUCCUCGCCGCGUUCUUCUUGCGUACCCGCGCGGCGGCCCAGAGCCGCGCCGCGAACAUGUCGGCCGUAGAGGCCGCCGUCCGGGACCGCGCGCUCGAGCUGCUCCACGGCGGCGGCGCGAGCCAGCUCGUGGACGUGACCCUCCCGUCGAGCCUCGCCGGCGUGGGCGUCGAGGCCUCGGCGCUCCGCGUGCGCAGCAACGCGCUCUGGGCCGACGGCGUCAACGCCACCACCGGUGCCGGCCCGUCCGGGGUCGGGUUCACCAUCCCGCCGCGGGUCCUCCCGGCCCCGUUCGCGCGCCGCGUUGUGAUCGUCUUCGUGCGCUUCAUCGGCGGGAGCAACGUGACGUCCGCGUUCGCCGCGCCGCCCGGUUACGCGCUGGCGGCGCCCGUGGCCGGCCUCCUCGCGUUCGACGCGUCCGCGGGGCCCGACGGCGCCCGGGUCUCGCUCCGGGCGCUCGGCGCGCCGGUGCGCGUCGAGUUCAAGAACCUGUCAUCGUCGUCGGCGGCGGGGAAGGGGUUCAACGCCACCGCCGCACGGUGCGUGACGUUCGCGGCCGGCGGGGAGGUCGCUGCCACGCACGCCAUGGCGUCGGGCACGGCGUGCGCGGUGACCGGCACGGGCCACUUUGGCAUAGCGGUGCGGGUGGCCGAGACGCCGCCGCAAGCCUCAGCCUCGAUCGUGAGGGCGAGAUGGUGGGCGUGGACGGUGGGGGUCGGCGCCGGCGGCGUGGUGGGAGCCAGUGGCUUGGCGCUCUCCGUGGCCGGCGCGGUGAGCUGGAGCAGGAGGCGGCGGAGGGAGGAGAUGGAGCGGCGGGCGAUGGCCGGGGAGGAGCUCGGGAGGAUGACGGUGUGCGGGAGCAGGAUGCCGUCCGCGAAGGUGAUGAGGACGCAGCCGGAGGUGGAGGAGAGCCCGUCGUGGCGGUAGGCGUCCCUGAGCACCUCUCCGAGUUGCACCGGCCGGCGCCAGCUCGUGUGCGAGGUUUUUGUAACGUUCUGCUUCGUGUUUAGGUGUGUUUUUCAUCAGCUUACAGCAUGAGAUACUUGUAUAGUACAAUGUACUUUUCCCAACUUCCAUUACGACUGAAAUGAAGCCAUGGAGGUUUGCAGUAAAAUAGAGAUUCUUCAGUACACUGCAACACUUCAUUCA
Molecule: messenger RNA, 2072 nt
Organism: Setaria italica (foxtail millet)
Lineage: Eukaryota; Viridiplantae; Streptophyta; Magnoliopsida; Poales; Poaceae
Exons: 1
Coding region: 885-1850 (321 amino acids)
Cellular component (GO): membrane
Source: RefSeq, a predicted model, not a curated record